Messenger RNA from Passer domesticus (house sparrow), 690 nucleotides. Its product is annotated as basic salivary proline-rich protein 1-like. The transcript has a single exon. The coding region runs from base 1 to 690 and encodes 229 amino acids. The record is from RefSeq and is a predicted model, not a curated record. NCBI's taxonomy places the organism in Eukaryota, Metazoa, Chordata, Aves, Passeriformes, Passeridae.
AUGGAGGGGCCGGGGGGAGCAGGGCUGGGACCACCGAGCGAGCAUCCCCUGAACGAACGGUCCCCGAACGGUCCCCCCGGUGAUCCCCGGGCGGUCCUCGAAGGGUCCCCGAGCCGUUCCCGAACGGUUCCCGAACGGUCCCCCCGGAACAGUCCCCGAACGGUCCCCCCGAGCGGUCCCCGAACGGUCCCCGCCUGUCCCCCCGGUGGUCCCCGGGCGGUCCCCGAACGGUUCCCGAACGGGCCCCCCGAACGGGCCCCCCGAACGGGCCCCCCGAACGGGCCCCGAACGGGCCCCCCGGUGAUCCCCGGGCGGCCCCGAGCCGUUCCCGAACGGUUCCCGAACGGUCCCCCCGGAACAGUCCCCGAACGGUCCCCCCGAGCGGUCCCCGCCUGUCCCCCCGGUGGUCCCCGGGCGGUCCCCGAACGGUUCCCGAACGGGCCCCCCGAACGGGCCCCGAACGGGCCCCGAACGGGCCCCGAACGGGCCCCGAACGGGCCCCGAACGGGCCCCGAACGGGCCCCGAACGGGCCCCGGGGGCUCCGCGCGUUCGGGCGGGACCCCGCGCGCCCUCUCAGGCGGCCCGCGCGCAGCCCCAGCCAAUCCCGCGGCAGGGGCUGCAGCUCCCCGCCAAUCCGGCGCCGCCAGCUCCCGCCCUCAGCCAAUCACAGCCCGGCAGGGUUAAUAUAA